GAAAUUGCCUUGUACACAUUUAUGGAUUAAUAAGCUAUUUUUAAGUGUAUAAAUCUUGUCGACUUGGCCGAAUUUGUUUCUAAAUCAUUCCUAAAAUCCCUUUUUGAUGACGCAAUGUAUUUCAAUCUCAAAUCCUGUGUGAAAAGUGCAGCGUUUCCUCUCGAUCACAUGAUCGUGUUCCUCUGAGCUGCUGGAAGAGUUCCUCACAAACAUAUGAUCUGCUUCCUUCAGACACAGAUAAAGCCAUGAAGCUCAUCAUACUGGAUGACUAUGACCAGGUCAGCGAAUGGACUGCCAAAUACAUCAGGAACAGGAUCAAGAAGUUUAAUCCUGGUCCUGACCGAUUCUUCACUCUGGGUCUUCCAACAGGAAGCACUCCGCUUGGAUGCUACAAGAAACUGAUCGAGUAUCACAAGAAGGGAGAAAUAUCCUUCCAGUAUGUGAAAACAUUUAAUAUGGAUGAGUAUGUAGGACUUCCUAGAGACCAUCCUGAAAGUUACCAUUCAUUCAUGUGGAAUAACUUCUUCAAGCACAUCGACAUCCGAGCAGAAAAUGCGCACAUCCUAGACAGCAAUGCAUCCAAUCUAGAGAAGGAGUGUCAGGACUUUGAAGCCAAAAUCAAAGCUGCUGGAGGAAUCGAACUUUUUGUUGGCGGUAUUGGACCUGAUGGCCACAUUGCGUUCAAUGAGCCUGGAUCCAGUCUUGUGUCCCGAACGCGUGUUAAGACCCUGGCUAUGGACACGAUUCUGGCUAACGCUCGUUUCUUUGAUGGUGAUCUCUCUAAAGUCCCCACCAUGGCGCUGACGGUUGGUGUUGGCACAGUGAUGGAUGCUAGAGAGGUCAUGAUCCUUAUCACUGGCUCACAUAAAGCGUUUGCGCUCUAUAAAGCCAUAGAAGAGGGAGUGAAUCACAUGUGGACGGUGUCAGCGUUCCAGCAGCACCCGCAGGCUGUGUUUGUGUGCGAUGAAGACGCCACACAGGAGCUGCGGGUCAAAACGGUCAAGUAUUUCAAAGGCAUUAUGGAUGUGCACAACAAGAUGGUGGAAGAGCCGUAGACUGAUAUUGAUAAGAAGAAUAGACACAACAGAUUUGUGGUUGUGUAUUUACCCAAAUUGCACUGUUUUUAUAUUACUUUAUUUCUUUUAUUAAACCUCUCAAUACCUGAUGUAUUGAAUUAAAAUGUGUUUAUAUAAUAAUCGACU
This is a messenger RNA of Sinocyclocheilus rhinocerous, 1202 nucleotides long. RefSeq names its product glucosamine-6-phosphate isomerase 1-like. The coding region runs from base 246 to 1055 and encodes 269 amino acids. The transcript has 7 exons. Gene Ontology annotation, cellular component: cytoplasm. NCBI's taxonomy places the organism in Eukaryota, Metazoa, Chordata, Actinopteri, Cypriniformes, Cyprinidae. Gene Ontology annotation, molecular function: identical protein binding; glucosamine-6-phosphate deaminase activity. Gene Ontology annotation, biological process: N-acetylneuraminate catabolic process; carbohydrate metabolic process; N-acetylglucosamine catabolic process. The record is from RefSeq and is a predicted model, not a curated record.